GUCAAUUUUGCGCCCCCACUUCAAUCGGCGCCCGCGGCACGUGCCGUCUUGCUCCCCUUGUUACGCUUCUGGGACUAGUAUCUUUUAGUUCAUUGACUAUGUUCUGAUGAUUUUGGUCAAUUGACGUCUCGCGUACUGUGACAUAUUCUUGCAUUGAAGAAAUUCUUUUACAUCGCCAGGAAUAACAGCAGUGAACGAGGCUCGAAGGAGAGACAAAAAGGUUAAACACGGGAUGAGGAACAAAUGACAUUACUCCACCGAGCUAUGUCAGUUUUUAGUUAAUUAAAUUUCUCACUGUUGGACAAUUACCUGUUAUCUGCAUUUCGGUAAGGUAAAUGGGUGGGGAAUGUUUAAUGUCUUACAUAGAAGAUACGAAUGAGAAUUAAUAAAUUCAGGUAUUUAAUUUGUGUGAGCUUUAGCCUUUAACAUGAAGUUAAGGAAACACAGGAUGAAAAAUAGAUGAGAUUCCUAAGUGUGACAUGCAAAAUGUCCGGGAGCAAAAUAAGCUAACAUGGAAUAGAACACCUAUAUUAAUUGGAUAAUAAUUUACGAAGGAAAUAAUUUCUCAAACACCGCUUUUUUGUCCUUUUAAAAUAACUUCCGGUGUUAACACGUGUGAUUGGACGAAUAGGCUUUUUUAUUUUUAGGUAUUUUAUUUAUUUUACUUUGGUUAAAAUUUUCAUCUUCCGGAUGGAGUCUUCAGGAAGUGAACAUUUUGAUUUGAAUGUGGAACCAGUAGAAACCAGUGACUGUGAAGGGCAAAGAUGUCGUUUGGGCUCAACGCUUUGUGCUUCCCUUGGAGUGGAACUUGGUUCAUUUGUAAGAAUAACAACACCUAAAAUUUCUGCAAUAUGUAGUGUCUGGCCGAGACCUGAGGACCAGGAUGGUGUAUUGCAGUUCAGUGAAUUAGUUACUCGCGAUUGUUUUAAGACAACCAAAGUAUUUGAUGGUAUACCUCAUAUUGAUGUACUCUCUACAGCAAAUGCCAAAUCGACAGAAAUUAGUAUAAUUGCAAAAGACAUUAAUAGUUUUGAAAAAUUAAAACACAUGCAUCGACAUUCUGUAUGUCUUCAGGAAUACUGUCGCAGCUGUUUACAUUUUGUAGGCAUUGGUGUUAAUGUCAAAGUUAAUUUGAGUAAAUCAGAUGUUGGUUGCAAGUAUGGAAUGUCUUAUAUAAUAGUUCAUUCUAUUAAACCAGAAACUACUGAUGUUGCCAUUGUGAGUAAAGCAACUAAAGUUCGCAUCCGUGAUGUUAUUACUGAAGAGAAAUAUAAACAAAGGCUGAAUAAACCAAAUAUAGUUCUUGGUGGCUUAGAAGAACCAGCAGAAUCUCUUAAAGAAAUUGUAAGACUUCCCAUGAUACUGAAGGAAAAUCCCAACUUCAGAGGUGCUGAAUUGCCCCGUGGAGUGCUACUUCAUGGUCCUCCUGGUUGUGGUAAAACAACCCUUGUCAAAUACGUUGCUGUUGAAUGUGAUGCCCAUUUGGUGACUGUCAAUGGUCCUGAGCUAUUGUCCUCUCAACCCGGUGAAAGUGAGCAGAAUCUCAAAACAGUUUUUGAAUUAGCAACUCGGAUUGGUAAGACAGAUGGUUGCAUUUUAUUCUUUGAUGAAAUUGACUCGCUGUGCCCUAAACAAGAUUAUUCAUCAAAAAGUACAAAGCUAACAGCCCAACUAGGAUUACUUAUGGACAGCAUAGAAAAUGAUAGUGGUCUUGUGGUGGUGGCUGCCAGUAAUCAGCCAGCAGCUAUUGAUCCCACUAUUCGACGCCCUGGAAGAUUUGAUCGAGAGGUCCUACUGAGUAUCCCCACCAUGAAACAGAGAGAGAAGAUUUUGGCAGCACAUUUGAAGAAGAUGCCAGUAGCUGUUGAUGUUAAUCUCGGUGAAUUAGCUGAAGUGACGACGGGAUACUCUGGAGCAGAUCUUGCUUUGUUAUGCAGAGAAGCUGCUUACAUUGCUCUAUCUGAAUACCAAACAGCACCAGUAGAUUCAACUCCUGUACCCUUGAAGAAAUCUCAUUUUCAAACAGUACUUAAAAAAAUCAUGCCAUCUCUAACAAAAGGAAACGAGAUAACUUUAGAUUCCAAGCCAAUUGCAUGGGAUGAUAUAGGUGGACUGGAAGAUGUAAAGCAUGAAAUUCAGCAGACGAUAGAAUGGCCUUUGAAGUAUGCAGAAAAAUUUCAGAAACUGAAGUUAACAUAUCCUCAUGGUGUGCUUUUAAUUGGUCCACCUGGUUGUUGUAAAACAACGUUAGUCACCACAGCAGCUAAUGCAACUAAUACAGUAUUCAUGUCACUUACAAGUGCUCAGCUUUAUUCUCCUUAUGUAGGACAUUCAGAGACACUCCUGACAGAGUUAUUUAUGAGAGCACGGGCCUGUGCACCAGCUAUCAUCUUUCUUGAUGAACUGGAUGCAUGUUUUGGUAAGCGAUCAGAGAGUGGAUCUGGAGAUGGCUGUAGCAUAAAAGACCGUUUAUUGUCCACUUUACUCAAUCAAAUGGAUGGCAUUGGUGUGAAAUUGGAUGAUGUUCAAUAUUCAAAUGCAACUUCUACUGUACAACCUAUUACCUCAACUACAAAUACAGACGUACCUAUUAAUCCGGUUUAUAACAAGCCCUUUGUGAUUGUUGUUGCUGCAACUAACAGGCCUGAAUUAAUUGAUGAAGCUCUUUUGAGACCCGGUCGUUUUGACAAAAUCAUUUAUGUUCCUCCUCCUGAUGAAAUGAGUAGAUUAGAAAUCUUACAGAUUUACACACGUAAGAUGAAACUUAGUGGUGUUGAUCUGGAAGUUCUGGCAAAACAAACGGUGAAUUUCACUGGAGCGGAUAUAUGUAAUCUUUGUCAACAGGCUGCUUUGCUUGCAGUUCAGGAAGAAGGAUUCUCUGUGAAGACAGUCACCAUGCAGAAUUUUUUAGAUGCACUCAAUACCCGUGGUUCAUCUCUGUCUGAACAUUUCAUUCGCCAGUAUGAAGAAACAAAGACUAAAUUUGCUCGACUCACUGGGAAACACAAACAUUUAUAAAAUUCCCAUCAAUCAGAGAGAAAGAAAAGAGAAAAAAUAAUGCAAGAAUGAAAUGUGUUCAUGCAGAGUAUUUUGUGGUCUAAUAGAGAAUAUUUGAGUUUCCGUAGAUUUAAAAUGCAUAUUGCAAUCGUAUUAACAUAUCAAUUCUCUAUUACCAUAUUUAAUUAGGCUUGACAGUCUAAUUUCUCUUUCCAUCAUUUAAUAUAUAUUUUUUUAAUGUUUUCUAUUUAGAAUUGAUAUCAAUUCAUUGUUUCAUUUUCUUUAUGUUACUGCUGGAACAUUUUAUUAAUUUUGUAGCUCAUAUCUAAACUGAUUUUUAUUUUUUUAUUUUCGUAGUUGUUAUUGCAAUUCUUGUUUACGAAAUGGUAAAGUUGGUAUAGCUUGUAGUGUUAAAUUUAAAUACUUUUUGGUACCUAUUUCAAGAUUCAAAUCCUGGUGAGGUCAGCUUUUAAUUUCCAUCCCUAGUGGUUAGGGCAAUGUACUCUUGAUUGUAAGAUUGUGGUUUUGAUCCCUGGACCAGGUGCUGGUUUGUGUACUUGAGCAUACUUCAUUUCAUGUUGCUCAAGUUUGCUCAGCUGUGAACGAGUUCCAGCAAUAGCUGGGAAUUUAACCCUGUGAUGAAUCAACAUUCCGUUCAGCUUCAACAGGAAUUGUUGUAAUCUCAGCCACUUAUACACCUUAGAAACCGAGUUAAACCCUAUCCACAUGAGCCCUAGAGCUCCUGACAAAUUGAAGAAGAUGGAUGAAAAAUUUCUGUGAUUUUCUUUUGAUUUUGGUAAUUGUGUAUUUUGUUGUAGAUUCAUUGUAAUUUAUGUUUUUUUUUUUCUGUAAACGAUUUUUAUAAAAACUUUGGUAUAUACCUUUUUUGCAAGUACAGUUUACACAAGCCAUCUUUUAAACAAGUUUUAAUAAUAUUUUUUGCUGACGUUUAUGCCAAAUCCAGUUUGAUACUGGAUCGAUGGUGAGCAGAUACUCUUUUGAAUGAGAUUGUAGUUCAGAAGGGCAGAGACCAUUGUAGUUGUGAUAAGAUGAACUGAUACAUCUGCAAGAUUGCAAUGUGUAGCCAACCAAGUUGACUGGUCCUCUACAGUCUGGACAGUUUAUGACUGGUAUUGUGUGUUUAGAUGUUGAGAUUGCAUGUGCAAAAGAUUAAGGGGACGUGAAAAGUGAUAUAGUUUGUAUAAGAGUGUUGUGUUUGAGGGGAUUGCAUGUCAGUCGUUAAUGUGGAGAAGGAGGGUGAAAGACGUUACCAAAUCCUUGGGCACUCAGAGAUGAUGAAAUGCAGGUUGGAGAGAGCUUUAUCAAUGUACAGGUGUGGAUUUCUUUUCUACUCUAGGCACAAGGCCUUAAAUUUUUUGGGGCCAGUCGAUUAGUUCGACUCCAGUAUGCAACUGGUAUUUAAUUUAUCAACCCCAAAAGGAUGAAAGGCAAAAUCAACCUCGGCAGAAUUUGAACUCAGAAAAUUAAGCAGACGAAAUACUGCUAAGCAUUUCAUCCGGCAUGCUACCAGCUUGCUGCCUUACAGGUGUGGAUUUCUGAUCCAGAAUGGGAGAUAACAGAGUCCAUAAAUGAGCAUUUUAGAUGAACAGUUCUCAUUCCAGCCAUGAUUCAAAGUUUUGCUGAUGUCAAGAAGGAUAACAUUACUCUGGUCUAAGUUCUGAAGUACAAGUGAUUUUUGAAGCACUUGGGGGCAAGUAUGGUUUUGUAAAGAAAUUUGCUUUGCAACUAUUUAGUUUCAGAGUUGAUGUUACUGCAUGGUGCUUUGACCUUACGUUUUCUACUAUAGCCACUUAUUGACCAAUUACCUGGGGUGUGGAAUCUGGUAGACAAAAACUGCGGAAGAAGCCAUUUAUAUAUGUGUAAAAGUUUUAUCUUAAAGCCAUUAUAUGUCUGGGAAGAAUUUAGAGACAUAUUUGUGCAACUCUCACUGCUAGAAAUUCAAUAACCCAGUGAUUUGUUCUGUAAUCCGUGACACUGUUCACCAAUCGUUGUAGAAAAUCUAAUCAAACUGCCUGUAGAUCUGUUUGAUUAGAUUUUCUAGUGUUUGCUGCAGGGUGAAGGAGAAGGUGAAUGUUUACAAUGGUUUCCAUUUCAUUUGAAAUGUGGAGUUGAUAGUAUUAGAUCAGUAAGUGACUGGAGAAGAAAGGUUGCAGCACUAAUGCAUUGCAAAACUGUUAGGUUUCUAAAAUUCAGGAUUGAUUCUGGAGACCUGAUUAAAGAAUUUGGUACAGAUUUCUUAGGCCUCUCUAGCUAGUUUGUUUCUCUAACUAUGAUCAUGAUAUUAAAUCUCUCAUUAAAUAUACAGUGCUUCAGCAGUGAACUCUAGCAGUUUGAGUGUCAAUCAAACUAUCUGUAUCUAUAAAGAGUUCAUAGUAUAUGGCUUAGACUAGCUUGCAGUGACUAUCAAAAGAAAUUUACUUUUAAUCGUUGCAAAAGUGUUUUGUCUUGGAACAGCAAUAUCUCGAUCAUAGGUUGCAUAUUGUGAACAGAACAGUACUGCUCCAACAAAAUAUAGGCAAUGAACUAGGAUCCUUUGUACCUCCUGAAUAUGGAUAUAGGGAAAAAAAAAAAAAGAAUGUGUGUCUGUUUUGCUAAAAGGAAAGUAUUAUGUAAAUGGACUAAAUAUGAACUUGGUGGUGAAUUCCAAUUACUAUUGAAUUUUGAGAUGUAUACACACACACACGCAACACACACACACACACACACACACACACAUAUGUACUCACUGUAUUUGAUGACACAUAAGAUGCACUGUUCCAAAAAUAUGUCUUGAAAAAAAACACCCUAGGUCCUUAUGCAAGAGUGAGCCUCCCAUAAGCUAAUUUCACCCUUGACCCUCACUUUUUUUUUAAUAUGUGCUGCUGAAAUUGGGGUGCCUCUUUUCUGCCAUCAAAUAUGGUAUAUGAUAUGAAAUAGAAUAAACAUUUAUGAUCAGAUGUAUGUUAUCAUAAAUGUUUGUUUGCCAAAUAUUUGCAGUAAGGACAUAUGAUUCUUUUCUAAUUGAACCUCUAAACAUUGUUAAAUCUUUGAUUCUUGAUCAUUUAUCUAAAUAUCUAAUUGUCCAUUAACCUGUGCCAUUAUAUUUUCCCAUCAUGCAUCUCAUCUAUGUCAUAAUUGUUCUCUCAUAUUGCUCAUUACAGAUAAAAUUUUACUGCAUAAUCUCAUUUGCUAAUUUUUUGACUAAUAUGUCACUGUCCAGCUCUUAAACCUCUUAGUUAAUGAAUACUAAACGACCUGCAACUUUAAAAAAUUCCUUUUGUAUAUUACUGUUUUUCCUGUCUCAGAAUUGAUCUCUACUGCUGACAUAUUUGUUCCAGCAAAGAUAACUUUCAUUCAUCAGUAUUCCUUGUCCUUCAAUCUCUGUGAUACUUCUAUCUUUCCAUUGUUAACGAAGGCAAGUGGAUCUAAAUAUUUUCCAAUAAACUCCCAGUGACACUCAUAAUACUAGGUAUUUCAUAUCUCAAUUACAUCAAACAUUGUCAAAACUUUUUUGUUGUCUUUAUUUUAUAUUUAAUUUCUUGCCAACCUUUUUUCUCAUUCCUUAACUGACCCAUCGCCAUCCAAAAACUGAUCAGAGAUUUACAGCCAGACAUCUCUAAGAAUCAUUCAGCUGCAUUAUAUAUAUUCUCUAAUUCUUUAUCAUUUAAUGUUCAUCUGUACUUUAUGCUUAAGACUCUGUUUAUGUUAAAUUUGACUUUACUGCAUUCGUGAAAACUGCAUCACCCUAGGAUAAUCUUUGUAUUUCAUAAUUCUUUGUUGCUCUGGUCAGGACAAAAUGCAUGUGGAAUGUGACCAGCUGGCUGGCUGGGUUCCUGCGUUUUGUUUUAUAAUGGUAAAAUUUGUUAUACCAAAAGUUAUAGUUUCAUUGCAUUCCUGACACAAGGAGGAGCCAUGAUAACAUUGGUUGUGGUCAUGUUUGGAGAGUUCUUACUAGUGUAUUAUGACUCAAAUCCUUGUCUGUUAAUCUUACUUGUGGGUGGAUGAGGUAGUGGCUAUUAUACUGUUAAUAAUGCAAUUCUAUCAUUUCAUUAACUAUCUCUAUUAGAGUACAGUAUGAUUAUUAUGGUACCAUAAUAAUCAUACUGUUAUUUUCCCAGAUUUACAUAAGAGUGAAUUUUUUGAAGCUGUAAUUCUAUUAAUUACGAGCUUUCAUGACACUCAAACAAUUUCACUUCAGACUGAUUGUUUUUCUGAAUGGACCAGUUGCUAUGAUGAAUGGAACAUUGGUAGGUAAGGGUGGGAGAAAUUUGAGACAGGAAUAGAGAACAGUAAUAUUAAAUUUCUUCAACGAAUGGUGGAACAUGAACUUAUACAUGAUUGGAAAAUACUAUUUAUUAAUGAUGUUACUUGUGUAUGUCAUAAAAUGAAAAAUAUAAAGUAUUCAUAAAUAAA
Messenger RNA from Octopus sinensis (East Asian common octopus), 7410 nucleotides. Its product is annotated as spermatogenesis-associated protein 5-like protein 1. The transcript is spliced from 9 exons. Bases 691 to 3018 code for a protein of 775 amino acids. The record is from RefSeq and is a predicted model, not a curated record. Gene Ontology annotation, molecular function: ATP hydrolysis activity; ATP binding. Lineage: Eukaryota; Metazoa; Mollusca; Cephalopoda; Octopoda; Octopodidae.